CCGUUACGAGCUGUUCAGGGCGGGUUCUUUGUGGUAGUCUGGAGUGGUGGUGGUGGUGCUGAAGGUUGGGGCGUUCACGCGCUUUAAUCUUGGUGAUCCAAUUGCGUGAAUCGUUCACGCUUUGAAAGGUUCUGCUUCUGACCAGCCACCCCGCCAGCUGCAAUGGCCGAGACCACUGCUCCUCUGCCCAACUACCUGUGCUGCGUCCGACCGUUCGAGCCGCGCGAUGCGCUGGCUGUGAAGACGCUCGUGUCGGAUGCGGCGCUCAGUACGGUGUGGUCCUUCUUCACGGCGGCGCUCUUCCGCGAGACGUUCUGGGAGCUGCUGAUCGCCGCGCAGGCGGUGCUGUUCGUGGUGUUCGGCGUGCCGGGCGACCUCUGCCUGAUGACCGUGCCCGCCUUCUUCGCGUUCGUGCUGGCGGCCAUCUGGGCGGCGCACCAGAUCAAGGUCAUCGCCUCGCAGAGCGACGUCAGCAACAUCCCCGACACGUACCAGUCGUUGAAGCGCACCAACUUCUGGGUGGCGGAGCUGUACGAGCCCAUCACCGGGCCGGCGGCGCGCUUCCAGCUGACGUUCGUGUCGCCGCAGGACGUGGAGAAGUACCAGACGGACCUCAAAGGGCUGCGCCGCGUCGUCGUCGGCACGUGCGGCGUGCGUAAGAAUCGCGACGACCCACAGGGCGCGUGGCUGCAGCGCAUGUCGGUGGCGAAGUCGCAUCGCGGCCACGGCAUUGGCACCAAGAUGCUGGACGUGGCCUGUCGGUUCUGCGGCGACGCCGGCCUGUCCAACGUGCGCCUGCAGACGACGGAGUGCAACGACGCCGCCAAACCGAUGUUCGCCGGCGUGCGCGUCGGCGUCUACAUGUUCACGAAGAACGUGAAGCCCAGCCGUCAGUCGCUGGAGGCGGCGAACGGCGCCCAGCGGGGUGACGUCACGCUGUCGGGAUGA
This is a messenger RNA of Pollicipes pollicipes, 948 nucleotides long. RefSeq lists its product as uncharacterized. Lineage: Eukaryota; Metazoa; Arthropoda; Thecostraca; Pollicipedomorpha; Pollicipedidae. Gene Ontology annotation, molecular function: N-acetyltransferase activity. The transcript is spliced from 3 exons. The coding region runs from base 163 to 948 and encodes 261 amino acids. The record is from RefSeq and is a predicted model, not a curated record.